AUGGACCACCGCCCACAAGCAUGGGGUCGUCCUAGAGACGACGUCUACGGCCCGUACAACCACUCCUACUUCCAAGAGAAUACUGCGCCGCAAUCGCACACACAGCAGCCGAUUGUCACGGGCACGUCUGUGAUAGGUAUCAAAUUCAAAGACGGUGUCGUCAUAGCCGCCGAUAACCUGGCCUCGUACGGCUCUCUCGCCCGCUUCACUGACGUCCAACGUAUCAAGACGUUCCAGGGCAAGUCUGUCGUCGGCUUCUCGGGGGACGUAUCCGACAUGCAGUACAUGGACCAGCACCUGACCGCCCUGGCCAACGACGAGCAUUACAGCAACGGCGAGGAGCCCCGCCUUAACGCCGAAAACCUGCACCGCUACCUAGCCAAGAUGCUCUAUAACCGUCGCUCCAAGUUUGACCCGCUCUGGGUUCACAUUCUCGUCGCCGGCCUCAACGACGACGGGCGCCCUUUUCUCGGCGCCGCCGACCUCCUCGGCACCACGUACACCAGCCCCUCGCUCGCCACCGGCUACGGUGCCAUGCUCGCCCAGCCCAUCAUGCGCAAGCGGGUGCCGGACGAGGAGGCCGCGCAGGCGCUGGAGAAGGAGGAUGCCAUCCAGCUCAUCAAGGAAUGCAUGGAGGUGCUCUAUUACCGCGACGCGCGCAGCAUGGACAAGUACUCCAUGGCUGUCAUCACAAAGGACGGCAUCGACGUGUCGUACGAUAAUACCCUCGAGGCCCAGAGCUGGAAGUUUGCAGAGACCAUCAAGGGCUACGGCACUCAGACAGUCUAA
Molecule: messenger RNA, 789 nt
Organism: Cordyceps militaris CM01
Lineage: Eukaryota; Fungi; Ascomycota; Sordariomycetes; Hypocreales; Cordycipitaceae
Product: proteasome component PRE4
Exons: 3
Coding region: 1-789 (262 amino acids)
Cellular component (GO): proteasome core complex
Source: RefSeq, a predicted model, not a curated record